Ilex paraguariensis (yerba mate) is the source of this 619-nucleotide messenger RNA. Lineage: Eukaryota; Viridiplantae; Streptophyta; Magnoliopsida; Aquifoliales; Aquifoliaceae. The record is from the annotation of a GenBank genome assembly.
UUCAUUUCCGUCCACUUAUCAAUUGCUCUCUCUCUCUCAGUGAAAUUGAAUCAUGGGUUUCGUUUAUCUUGCCAUCAAGAUACCGAAGGCUAUUACCAUCGCAUUCUUCGUGAACUUAGUAAACCAUCUGAAAUUCAUGGUUAUAGGGGCACUCACUCAUCUGGGUCUGUACAAACCACCACCAGAAGAAGAGAAUUCCAGGGAUAAUUGGAACAAUUAUAUUCUGAUAUUAGAUGGGCCAUCUCCAUCUUUAGUCCCAAUCCCAGUCCACGUCGUAACAGAAGCCAUCAGGAAGAGAGUCCCAGUAGUCCAUUACGGCGAUUUCCUCGAAAGAUUUGGAGCAAAGGAAGCUGGAGGAAAGGUAUGCACAAUCUGCUUGGAUUGGAUAGAGAAGAGGCAUGAGAUUAGGGAGCUUUCCAACUGUAGCCAUGUUUUCCAUAGAGAGUGCCUUGAUACUUGGGUAGAUGAGGGUCAGGUCACUUGCCCUUUGUGCAGAUCUAUGCUGCUUUCGCCUAAGAAAAUUUUGGCUAGGUGUGGUGGUGGAGGAGGAGAUCCAACAGGGGCUUCGGAAAGGAAUAACAAUUUGAUUGGUGAAGGCCAUUCCAGCCGUGCAAGUUGA